This is a messenger RNA of Funneliformis geosporum, 5175 nucleotides long. Lineage: Eukaryota; Fungi; Glomeromycota; Glomeromycetes; Glomerales; Glomeraceae. The record is from the annotation of a GenBank genome assembly.
AUGAAUGAACAAGAUAAUGAAUAUGAGCAAGACAAUGAAUAUGAGCAAUGGUUAAAUAAAUGGUACAGCGAGUGUCGUCACAAGUAUAUUGACCUCAUCGGUGAUUUUGGAGGUAGCGAAUUAUUCGUGAUAGAAGGUGAUAGUUUACUUUUCAAAUUCAUCUAUGAUCCUGAAUCCGAUUUUCUGGAUUUUAGUCAACCUUUUUGUGGUGGUCAAUUUUUGGCUCUCACCUUUUUGGUCGAAAAUUUUCUUAACAAACUCAAAGAACGUAAAUGUGUCUUUAAAGUCGUUUUCUUUGAUGAUUAUCAAUCUCUAUGGAAUAAUCGACCAAUAUUGCGAAUCGCCAGGGAAAUUAUUAUUGAUCAUUUAAAAUCUCACGAUAUUGUCGUUAACUUUAAGAAUUGGUGGUCUCCUGAAUGGAAUGAAUAUUUAAUCAACAGGCAACCGUUGUUUACUCUAGUUGGUGAUGGUUCAACAGAGCAUUUAGAAAUUGACAUUGACGGAACGUGUAAAGAAAUUCUGGAUGAUUCAUCCCUUCUUGGGAUCGCAACAGAGAAUUCCUUAAGGAUGACCAUUGUGUUUCGAGCAUUCUUGUUUCAUUCUCUUCACGUCGAUUUACCUGUCGCACUUUUGCCCGGAAUGGAAUUUAGAGAUACACGUGCUUACGCUUUCGUAUUGGAAAAGAGUCGAAGUAUGGGUCCCGAAAUUCUAAAUAAAUCAGUUGAAUUAGCCAAGAAAGUACUUCAAGUGUAUGAUGAAAAGUUGCUGUGGUUGAAAGGACCAGUUAUGGAAUUCAAUUUGAAUCCAUCUUGUAAGGAUUUGUUAACCUCUCAAGAAAGUUUACAAGUAUGGUCCAAUGGUGGGAAAAGGAUCGCACUUAUUUUAUUAUCUCUGACAGGGGUUUUAUGCAAUAAUAUUGGUCGACCAGACUUUAAAUAUCUAGCAAAGACUUUUUUGCUUCACACCAUUAUCCUAGAUUACCUUCCUUUAAACUCAAGGACCGCCCCACCAGUAAAUGAUGAUGAACAUGUUCAGAGUUAUAACAGGAUUCAACUAUUCUUAAAAGUUUUUUACGAUUAUUGUGCUAAAAUUUAUAUCAGUGGCAUCCUUCUCGAUUCGAUCAGAAAUUUUCAAGACUUAAAUAAGAACCUUUAUGACCUUGUUGAUGCGAGACUUUUCGCAUCUUUGAUCAAAUUUCAGUAUGAUGAUGAAUUGAAUUUCAAUGUUUUACCUACUGAAAUCAAGAAUCAAUUUGAAGAUUGUUGGAACCUUUUAAAACGAAUUUGUGAAUGUAAUGGGAAUUCUUUAAAUCUCGAUGAUGAUGAAAAAUUCAGAAAAGAAUUUCCAAUUGAAUUUAUUCCAAAAUCAAGUUUAGAACUUAACAACAGAAUGUCUCUUCUUCCUUUUAAUUAUGAAUUCUUUGACGAAUAUCUUGGGGUUAUGGAUUUAUCACUUCCCGAAAAUUCGGGUAUAAAAAUUGCCUCCGGUCAUUAUGGACUUAAUAAAAACGUUUAUUACGAUGAUACCACUCCUUGGACUUCUAAAAACAAGAUUGAAGAAAAAAAAAUAUCGAGUAAACAUGCAACUUCUUGGAAACGUAGAGGGUAUCAACAAUAUGUAAGGUUCAUGGAAAAGUAUGCGGAAUCAUUAAAUGGCACGCAAGUUAAGAAAGAAUCUGCUAGUGCAAAAGCUAUGAAAGAAAAAAUCAAAAAGGAAAAGUUAGAGAAAUCCCUGAAAGAAUCUGAACAGUACCUAGAUAAUUUAUUGAAAGAAUUAAAAGAUAAAAAUCUCAAUAAUCAAAUUAGUAUUUUGAAUACCGGUCUUGACAAAGAAAACAAGCUCGAACAUCAACUCACAAAGUUUAAAGGUCAAUUCAAGAAAUUGGAAUUAUUGGUUAAACUUUGGGCUGAGCAAUGUAAAGGUCAUGGCGUCGUGAAAGAUUUUGCAGUUCCCAUAGAUAUAUUAUAUCAAGUUUUUUAUAUUGUGCAAAAUUUUCCAGAAUAUCUGGAUGAUAAAAGGAAAGGUAACUUGAUUGAAGUUCUAACUCGACUUAAAUUAAACAGUUGUUUAAACAAUUGUAAAGAACGCCUGAACAAGAAAAAACCUGAUGCUGAUUCAAAAGGAAAAGUAGAACCGGUCAAGUUUAGAUUACCCAGGGAUUCGAUUGAUUUAUCCAUUGGGAUGUCUGAUACGAGACUUCAAAUGUUAUACGCAGAUCAUUUAAUGGAGCGAAAUACGAAUUCUGUAGAAGAUCCUCGAGUCCCAUUUAAGCCAGGCAAGUUUAAAAAAUUAAGGUCAAAAUCAACUUUGUAUGAUUGGCAAGUUAAAGUUUUGGAUAUAAUUGAUAAGGAUGAAUCUGCUUUGAUUUGCUGUCCAACUUCAUCGGGAAAGACGUUCAUUUCAUUCUAUGCAAUGGAAAAAGUUCUCAAAGAAAGUGAUGAUGGAAUUUUGAUAUUUGUUGCUCCUACCAAGGCUUUGGUUAAUCAAGUAACGGCCGAGGUUUAUGGACGUUUCAAGAAAUCAUAUGAACACUCCGAUAAAACAACUUGGGGUAUACAUACUCGAGAGUACCGCGAGAAUCAUGAUAAAUGUCAAAUUCUUAUCACAGUUCCGCAAAUGCUCGAAAUUUUGAUUUUGUCUCCAAAAAGCGCGUCAUGGGCUCAAAACAUAAAGAGGAUAAUUUUUGAUGAGAUUCAUAUGAUUGGAUUUGAAGAGGGAGAAUUUUAUGAUCGUUUGCUUUUAAUGAGCAAGUCUAUUCCUAUUUUAGCUCUUUCAGCUACAAUUGGAAAUCCAGAAAUAUUUCGUGAUUGGUUAUCUAAAUCCACGGGUUCAACGAGGUUAAUUAAAACAACCAAAAGAUUUUCGGACUUGCAACAAUAUGUAUAUUUACCAAAAUUUCCGUUGCCCUCGCUUCUUGAGACUACAGUAAACCCUAAGGAAAAUCAACGACGAACCAGUAGUAUAGUCCCUAUUAAUCCAGUAUUCUCUCUGUCAAACAUCAUUUUGAAAGAAUUUGGAAUACCUGGUGACAUGAAACUUAUUCCACCUCAAUGUGUUCAACUCUGGGAUGUGAUGAAAAAAUUUUCGGGCGAUAAUCCACCUCGUAGACUUGUUGAAUUGGAUCCUGAUGUUUAUUUUAAAAAUAUUGGUUAUAUUGUUAAAGAUGAUGCUGAUAAAUACGAACAAGAACUUAAACAAGCGUUUGAAGAAUUCUCAAGAGAUGAUUCUUUAAAUGAAAUGACAGAGUCAACUAUUGAAGAGUUGGGAACUGGUAUUAAAAAGGGUUUUGCAGAUUUAGAAUCAAGAGCUGAAGGUUUAGAUGUUUAUGGAGACGAAUUUUACAAAGAAGCAAUGGUUCCAUUAUUAUGUGAAUUAUCAGCACAGGAUAAACUUCCCGCCAUAUUGUUUCAUUUUGAUAGGAAAGGUUGUGUAGAGCUUGCACUUCAUAUUUUUGAACAGUUAAAAUCGGCAGAGCAAAAGAAAAGAGACGAUGAUCAAGUAUAUCAAUCCAAAAAGAAAGCCGCAAUAGCAUUGAAAGAGAAGAUUGAAAAAGAUUCAAAGAGAAAACGUGAUGCUAAACCUACUAAAACUUCUACUAAGGAAGAAGAUCCUCCAGGGUUAGAAGAACCCAUGACAAAAAUUUUUGAUUAUGAAGCACAUGAUCCCGAUUUCACUUUUGUUAAAGAUAAGGAUCGAGUUUCUUCGGAUGAUUUUGAAGAGAUAGUAGGACCAUUACGCAAGAUGAAUAAUCAGUCGUUAGUUGAAGCAUUGAAAAGAGGUAUUGGAGUUCAUCAUGCAGGCCUACCUAGAAAAUACUUAAGCGUAGUUGAAAUUCUCUUCAGACGACGUCAUUUACGAGUCGUCAUCGCGACUGGUACUUUGGCUCUAGGUAUAAAUAUGCCAUGCAAGACAGUUAUAUUCGUUGGAGAUUCCGUGUUCUUGGGUGCUUUACAAUAUAGACAAAUGAGCGGUCGAGCUGGUCGUCGAGGUUUCGAUCUUCGUGGGCACGUGAUAUUUUUUGGCAUAAAUAUUACAAAGAUUAGUAGACUUUUAAAGUCGGGAUUACCAAACCUUUCUGGUCAUUUUCCUUCGUCUACGACACUUGUAUUGCGUACUUUUAAUCUUAUGAAUCAAUGCAAGACUAGAAGUUCCGAUUAUAAUUAUGCUCAAAAUAUUAUCAAGGGACUAUUUUGCGAAUCUUUAUUUUCUCAUGGUAAUCAAUAUUUAUCUGAACAAGUUAAAUAUCACUUGAGGUUUUCCAUAGAAUACCUAAUGCGCGAAAGUCUUUUAGAUAGAAAAGGCAAUCUGAUAAAUUUAUCAGACAUGACUUCAUAUCUAUAUUAUACGGAACCAAGGAAUUUCGCAUUCUCUGCAUUAUUUAAACAAGGAAUCUUUCACAAAAUUUGUAAAGGAUCUACAAAUGAAGCCGUAAUGAAUGAAUUGAUCUUGGUUCUUUCUCAUUUAUUUAAUAGAAUUAAAUUACGAAAGAUUUCAGGAGGCUUGCAUCAAACUACAGAAUAUCCUUCAAAAGUUAUCCUAGAUCCCUUACCGGAAAAUAUUAGUAUUGUUUUAGAAGAUUAUAACAAACGCGUCUUGAAUAUAUAUACUGAAUAUGUAGUUACUUUCGCAAAACAAAAUGCUUCUAAAUUGGGACCUAACAAUAUUUUACCUUUAUCGUCCAUCAAAAUUCCUCCAAAAUCCAUGGAUCAAUCUUUAAAGAAUGAUCCUUUGAUUUCUAAACUUGAAUCUGAGGCCAUUUCAUUUGCUGCUCGGUCUCCUUUUAUUUCCAUGUGUAGUUCUCUUGGUGAUAUUUUCCAAGAUUUAGAGGAUUUAACAAGUCAUAUUCACAGUAAAAUAUAUUUGGAUCUUCAAAGCAUACCUUAUUUUAAGAAAGAAGAAAAUCUUAAUGCGUAUAUAAGCGAUUUUUUUUCUCAUGGUCAGGAAAUCGCUCUUGUUAAAGCAAAUGGAAUAAGCCGCAGCGAUGUUUGGCAGGUCUUAAAAGAUUUUCAUUUGAUUCUUUUGUCAAUAGUUAAUUGCUUACAAGAAAGAAUUAAUAAAUUUGCUGAAAAUUUAGAGUUUAAUAGCAAUUUGAAAGAGAAUGAUGAAAUAGUUCUUAAAGGAUUCGAGAUGAUUCAGAAACAUUUUGAAGAUAAAUUCUUUGAGAUUUGGGCUUGA